Molecule: messenger RNA, 3495 nt
Organism: Besnoitia besnoiti
Lineage: Eukaryota; Apicomplexa; Conoidasida; Eucoccidiorida; Sarcocystidae
Exons: 10
Coding region: 1-3495 (1164 amino acids)
Source: RefSeq, a predicted model, not a curated record
AUGGCGUACUACCGCGAGCACCUGUAUCUUUUUUUCUUCGGAAUCUGCCGCCUUUUCCAGCGGCGAAACGUCCUCGCGCAGCUUCUCUCUUCGGCGCCAAGCCCUGGAGCGCCGCCCCGCCCCCCCGUCUUAGCUUGUUCCUCCUCGCCGUCUCCUUCUGUCGCUCGUCCACGCAGUGACUUGCAGGCCGGGUGCGAGCGCUCAGCCUCUGCUUCGCGCGCCUUGGGCGCCGGCGCGCGUUCUACGCCGUUUCGGCCGCCGCCCGUCUCACCCUCCUGCCUCUUCCCCCUGGUGCCCUACGAGCUCAACUGGCUCGCGACUCUGCGCCUGUCGCUCUUCGCAAGUCGCCUUCUCCGCGCCGCCGAGCGCGAGCGGCGCGCCCACGCGAAGGCGCUGAACCGACAGAGCCCGCUUGCUUCCGCCUCGCCUGUCUCCGCGUCUGCAGCUCCCGACGCGCCCGUCUCAGAAGGAGCCCUCGCCGCCGCGCAAGCCCUCGACUGCGCGGCAAACGCACUCCGCCUGAUUCGCGCUUGCCAAAUCGUGCGCCCUUCCUGGCUCGCUCGGACGCUUGCGGAGUAUCCUCUAGAGCGAAAACUGGACAAAUUCAUUGCAAAAAACUGCGCCUCAGUGCCGGCUGUCCCGACCCCCGGGGCCUCGAGGGUCUCGGGCGCCGCCGGUGCGGCGGUUCGGGAGGCCCUCCAGCGCGCCCGCGACCCAGACUCGAAGCCCACGCGCGUCCAAACAGAGGGUGCCGGGAGCAAGGCAGACAGCUGUGGGCUGAUGGAAGAGGUCGAACGACAAACGAGUGAAGCGCUUCUCCUUCGUCGCGUCGAGGACUACAGACGGGGAACGGGGGCCUCAGAAGAAUCGCGGAAACUCGAAGAGACGGUGAUCGCCAUGGCCGAAAAACUGAGAAGAGACGCCGCGCGGUGGCUCGGCAGAAACGAGACCUUUCGCGUCUCCGCGGCGUCUCUCCCGCCGGCCUCGCGUGCAGCGCUGGAGGCUGUGUACACGACGAAGCAGAACGAAAUUUUGCUUCGCCCAGGCAACUUCGAAAAAGUCGUGGCCCUGCUGCCUUCGCGGGAUCUGCGGCAAGCGUGGACGGCAUUUUGCUUCCCUUCGCAGAAUCGCGCAGGCGCGGCGCGGUCUGCCUUCUCAGAGGGCGUGGCGUCGGCAGGAGUUUCGCUUUCCGCUUCGCGUCGCGCGAAGCUAGAGAAGCGACGCAGACAACUCGCUGAGGCGCUUCUCGCGAUUCUCCGCCUGCAGAAGACCUGCGCAGAAAAGGCCGGCUUCCCGAGCUGGGGGAUUAUGCGCCUCGACGCGCUCGUCGGACUUCGACGUCCUUUGCCGGGCGACCCGUUAUCUCCGCAGGCGACGGAAGGAGAGGAGAAGACAACUGCCGCGGGGGGCCUCGAAGCCCUGGGCGGGGCUUCUGCGGGCUGGGCGCCCCAGCGAAGGGACCGCGACCACAGCGGACAGCGGUGCCGCGUGGUGAAUCAGCGAGCAGCGGAAGGAGCAAGAGGCGAAGGCGAGCGCGGCGAAGCGAUGAAGGCGCUGGAAGAGCAGAUUUUGCGUCUCUUCAGCCAGAUUCAGCGAGAGAUGAAGAAAGGCACCCGCGGCGUAGACGAGCUCGAGAAGCGGGUGGAAAAGGCCGUCGAACAGACACGCCGAGAGAGAGAACGCGAGGAGAACUGGAUGCGGCAACUCGGCGGCGGCGCGUUGGCCGCGAAGGCUGCGAAACACGCCCAUAAACUGAGCAAAAUGGAAAGACUCGACAUGGCGGAAUGGCUCUUUGCAGCAAACAAGAUUCUCAAGAGGCCGGGAGUCGACAUGCGCUCGAGUCGCUUCUUCUCGCUGAACGAUACUUUGCCCAAGCUGGUCGCUUUGACAGAGGAGCUGCACGGUGUGCGGCUCGUCUCCCUGCGCGGGAAGGCCUGGAAGGGAUUCGGCCGGUCAUUCGUCGGCAUGCCCUACCUCAGCGACAUUUUCGCGGUUUUUGACACAGACGCCGCGCCCACCGCCGCGCCGCUUCUCUCUCUGCAGCCGUCUCCUGCGGCUGCGGGCGCAGCUUCGGCGGGGACUUCCUCGCCGUCGGUGCUCGACUCUCUGCUGGUUUCGUCCUACGGUCCGCAGGCUUCGGCGCUCUUUCCGCUCCUCCCCGCGGACUCGUCGCUGUCGUCCUCCGCCUUCCGGUCUCCGUCGUUUGCGUCGCUGCUCGCCUCCGCGCCUUCGUUCCGCGGCUUCCUCUACUUCUUCCCCUGCGAACCCCUCCGCCUGUCGCACCACUUCCGCUCCUUCGCCGCGCCUCCCAUCCCCUCGCCCGCGGCCUCCCUCGUCGCGCCUGGCCACGCCUUCGCCCACGGGCGCCUCGCCCCCGGGCCUGCUGGCCCUGACGCCGAUCGGCCGCUGAAUCUUCAAGAGCUUGGCAUUCUCCUUCAGGUGCUGACGUCGGGCCUGAAUGCCCUGCUAUCGUCUCAGAGAACCCGUGACGGCUGGCGCGCGUCUCUCGCAGCCUGCGCUCGACUGGCUGACUUCACGGGGAGGCAGGAUGGAGACCGCGCGCUCCAGGCGGCCCCGAUGGCCUCUGCGGAAAGAGGGUCGCGGCGAAGCGAGCCGACUGCCGCAAAGGAAAACUCCGCGGAGGGCGCUCUCGGAGAGGCGCAGGCGGAACCCGGCGCCGCCUUGCGCACGCGCGAACUCCGCGGCCAUAUCGUUGCUCAGACUGGGCAGCUCGAUAUCCCGCUUCCACUGGAUGUCCAGCAGAGCUUCGCCUUCCUUGCUGAACUUCUUCUGCAGGAGCCUGCAAGGCUCCAGGAGCUCGCCUGCGAUGCUAACGCCCGAGGUCAAGCCAAGAGAAUGAGCGACGACGAGGCAAGAGCGCAGAGGCCGACGAUGAUUGAAUUUCUGAGUUUGAACGGCUUUUUCGUCCACGCUUUCCUGGACUUUCACCUCCACGUGACGUUCGACCCGCGGGGGGCCACUCCCGAGACGGUCGAGACGUUCAUUCGCGCGAAACUCGAGAGCAUCUUGCCUUACAAGCUGCCGGAAGACUUUGACAUAUUUUCUCUUCCCAGCCUCCAGAACUACAGCGGCCUUCUAGCAGGCACUGGCGUUUCUUACCUGCUGGCGCAGGCCCGCUCUUCACUGUUUCUUAGAGAGCUACGUAGCUUCGAAAAACGCCGCAGAGACGAGAAAAAAGCCUCCCCACAGUCCGCCUCCGCCUCUCGAAAAGGCUCCUCUGCCAAGGCGUCUGGGCCGGUGGCGGCUAGAAGCAAUGCAGAGAAAAAACGAGAAAAAGAAAAGAAACCAAAUAUCAAUCUUCGGGUCAUCAAAAGCCUCUUCUGGGCACCUGAGGCAGGCGCAGAGAGGAGCUGGCCAGACAGCCUCGUGGCAAAUAUGAAGAAAAUCAUCGAAGCUGACGAUGAACAAGUGCUGAACGACGGGAUCACGGAUGUCAUACGAGAUGUGUAUGGCGCCGCGGGAGAUACAAAGUAG